GCGGCGGCGGCGGCGGCACCGCCGGAGCUCGGAACCGUCCUCGGGCAGCGGCCCCGGGCCCCGCGCUCGGCCCGCCAACGCCAGCGGCUGGAGCGGCCCCGUUCCCGGAAACCCAGCGGCAGGAGCGGCCCCGGCCCUGGAACGCGAGCGGCCCGAGCGGCCCCGUUCCCGGAACGCCAGCGGCAGGAGCGGCCCCGGGCCCCGGAACGUCAACGGCAGGAGCGGCCCGAGCGGCCCCGCUGCCUCCCUCGGGUAACGCCGGGGAGCCCUGUGAGAACCGCCUUCCCCUCGCGGCCCUGCCGGCCCGGCCCCCGCCGCCAUGUCGGUGGAUCCCAUGCUCUACGAGACGCAGUUCUUCGGGUUCACGCCGCAGACGUGCAUGCUGCGCGUCUACAUCGCCUUCCAGGACUACCUCUUCGAAAUGAUGCUGGUGGUGGAGGGCGUGAUGCUGAAGAAGCUGGACGGCAUUCCCGGCUGCAAAAUCAGCCCUUCCCAGAUCCGCAAAUGCACCGAGAAAUUCCUGCUCUUCAUGAAGGAGCAUUUCGAUAAACUGUUCUCUAAAAUGGAAGAAAUGCUGCUGCAGCUGGUGCUGAACAUCCCGAAGAACGUGCUGCUGCCCGAGGACAAGGUGCAGGAGCAGUAUCCCUACAGCGAGGAGGAGUUCCAGGCGCUGCAGGAUGAGCUGCAGCAGCUGCAGCAGCAGUGCAGGGACGAGGCGGCCGUGGAGCAGGCGCUGCUAGCAGAGCUGGAGGAGCAGAAGGUUGUCCAGGCCGAGCUGGAGAAGAUUUUGCAGUGCUUUGAUGGGCUUGAGAACAUCUGCAGGGAGCACGGGGCCGGCAACUUCAAGGAAAGCUUUGCCCUCCUGACACAGAGCUCUAAGAAAUUGCAGGAUGUGCUGAAAGAUGUUGAGGAGAAGAGCAAAAAAAUGAAGCAGCAUGAUCAGUUAAUGUAAUGGAAAUUCUGAGAAGGCAACAGAUGUCGCACAGAGAGCUUGCUUAAAAUGACAGGGGCUUAUCUUUGCGUUGCUCCUCUCCUCCUGCCAGGAUUUGGUCUAAAAGCUGUCGAACUGUGCCAGUUUGCACCUCCCUAAGGCAGGAAGGGUAGAAAGCAUGUAACUGAGAUUGUUAACGUUCCUAACUUUUGUGUCGCAUAACCGGCGUUUGAAAACACUGAAUGUUACCUUUGAACACAAUGUAGCACUCGCCCGUUUUAUGGGUUAUAAAAACAAAGCCUCCUUAAGACUUGUAGGAGUGUGUAGGUGGUUUCCAGCCUGAGGUCAGUGAGGCCACGGGGACUUAGCCCGUGGCCAAGGAGCUGCCUGGCCAUGGCUGUGGUGCCUUUCUCUGUGUUUGGGAAGCCAGCAAGGAGGAAUUGCAGGGAGAAGGAUGACACUGAUGCUGUUGACAAGGUUCUGAUGAGAUCUGUUGGCAUCAAACCAAAUUUCAGCCCAGUUUCUGGAAUCUCAGGGUUCCUCACCACUCCACCUGUGCUUGUGUUUCUCUCAGCACAGAGCAGAAGCCACUGGAGGAAAUGAGUAAUUCCAUCAGUUUGUCCUACUUCACCUUAUGUUGCUUUUCAUAUAUAUUUGUUUGGGAUUUUUUUGGUUGCCCAGUGUCCCUUUUCUACUAAACAAAGUUUCUCUUAUUAACAUUUAAUCAGAUUUUCCUGUGAAAAUGUUAUGAAUGUUGAUAAGCUCUUGUGUCUUAAUUAAACUUAUUCUCUCUGUACUUCAUUCACAAUCCCUGUCAGUCUGUGCAUCUUUCCAUGGCAGUGUUUAAAUCUCCAGUUUAGUCCUAUCAUUAAAUAUCAAUAUUAAUUUCUAAGUUAGUAGCAUAGAGGUUUAAAAGUCAUUAACCCUGUGAAUCAUUUAGAGGUGACUGCAAUAAAAAAGUGUAUUGAAAACAUUAAA
Motacilla alba alba is the source of this 1909-nucleotide messenger RNA. It is a transcript of the gene MIS12, whose product is annotated as MIS12 kinetochore complex component. The transcript has a single exon. Gene Ontology annotation, biological process: mitotic sister chromatid segregation; kinetochore assembly; protein localization to kinetochore. Gene Ontology annotation, cellular component: chromosome, centromeric region; nucleus. Bases 320 to 952 code for a protein of 210 amino acids. NCBI's taxonomy places the organism in Eukaryota, Metazoa, Chordata, Aves, Passeriformes, Motacillidae. The record is from RefSeq and is a predicted model, not a curated record.